GCUGCAAGAAAGUUCAUUUUUGUUUUUGGCGUCUCUUCUGCGCCGAGCAAGAUUGCGCAUAAAUCGCAGCGCGAGGUGCGCCCGGUGCUGUCGAGACUGGGCGUCAGAGCGCGGGUGAUCGCCACGGGCGUGCUGGGUGUUGUCAUGGUGCUGGUGCUGGUCAUUCUCAUCCCGGUGCUGGUCAGCGCGGCGGGAUCCGACCCGCGCUACGAGAUGCUCGGCGCGUGCCGCAUGGUGUGCGAUCCCUACGGAACGAAGUCUCCAUCAUCAGCACCGACAGAUAACCACUUGGUUCAGUCCCCACCAACUUUCAUUCGCGGUCCGAAAGGAGAGGCAGGGCGCUCGGGACGGAUCGGUCAGAGGGGUCAGCCUGGUCCACCCGGACCUCCGGGUCCCCCCGGGGUCAUAGGAGAACCGGGGCCACCAGGAUUACCCGGUCCGCCCGGGGUCACCGGUGUCAUAAGCGCCGCGACGUACAGCACCGUGCCCAAAAUCGCCUUCUACGCGGGACUCAAGAAGCAACACGAGGGUUACGAGGUGCUGAAGUUUGACGAUGUGGUCACUAACUUGGGCAAUCACUAUGACCCAUCGAGCGGUAAAUUCACCUGCUCCAUCCCGGGGAUCUACUUUUUCGUGUAUCACGUAUUAAUGAGAGGUGGUGACGGAACCAGCAUGUGGGCUGAUCUGUGCAAGAAUAACCAGGUGCGUGCAAGUGCAAUAGCGCAGGAUGCAGAUCAGAACUAUGACUACGCCAGCAACAGUGUGAUUUUACACCUGGAGCCUGGAGAUGAGAUCUACAUUAAACUAGAUGGAGGCAAAGCGCACGGGGGAAACAACAACAAAUACAGCACAUUUUCAGGCUUCAUGGUCUACGCCGAUUAACAGCCGUGGCAUGGACUGCACUUUCAGAUGUACCUCAUUUUGACAUCACGUCAUCAGAGUGAGGUCACAAAAAAGUUUAACCCUCAAGCUUGUGACAACUCAUCCAUGUCAGCGCGAAGGACGAAACAACUGAACGUCCAGAGGAAUUACUGAAUGAUCAUCGAACAUAUCGAAGCAUGAGAACACAUCCUCUACACACAAAUUAGUUUUUAGAAAAAUCACUGUGAUUUCAGAAAAAAAUAAAUCUUACAGCGUAACACUGAUGAUUGCAGUAUAUUUAUUGAGAGAUUAACUGGCCGUGAAAGCAGAAAAUCAUUUGACAUAAUUCCAUUCCAUAUGUGCCUACCUUUGAUCAGAAGAGGCUGUUACAGAGCACAUGCCAUUAGCCCGGAAAUAUAGUUCAGAUCACAUUUCUUCAAUUAUUUCUCAUUCUUCAUACACAAAUUGUCAC
Sinocyclocheilus grahami is the source of this 1333-nucleotide messenger RNA. Its product is annotated as complement C1q-like protein 3. The coding region runs from base 145 to 882 and encodes 245 amino acids. Lineage: Eukaryota; Metazoa; Chordata; Actinopteri; Cypriniformes; Cyprinidae. The transcript has 2 exons. Gene Ontology annotation, molecular function: protein binding. The record is from RefSeq and is a predicted model, not a curated record.